Molecule: messenger RNA, 1658 nt
Organism: Neomonachus schauinslandi (Hawaiian monk seal)
Lineage: Eukaryota; Metazoa; Chordata; Mammalia; Carnivora; Phocidae
Gene: DEPDC7
Product: DEP domain containing 7
Exons: 9
Coding region: 20-1552 (510 amino acids)
Biological process (GO): intracellular signal transduction
Source: RefSeq, a predicted model, not a curated record
UGAUCUGGCAGGCACGGUAAUGGCCACCGUGCGGGAGAAGGCGGCGGCGCUGAACCUCUCGGCUCUCCACAGCCCGGCGCAGAGGCCUCCGGGUUUCAGUGUGGCCCAGAAACCAUUUGGAGCCACAUAUGUGUGGAGCAGCAUUAUAAACACGCUUCAAACACAGGUGCAGGUGAAAAAGCGAAGACACCAUUUAAAAAGACACAAUGACUGCUUUGUUGGUUCAGAAGCUGUGGAUGUCAUUUUUUCUCACCUAAUUCAGAAUAAAUAUUUUGGUGAUGUGGAUAUUCCUCGGGCCAAAGUGGUGAGAGUGUGUCAAGCACUUAUGGACUACAAAGUAUUUGAAGCAGUUCCAACCAAAGUCUUUGGAAAAGACAAAAAACCUACAUUUGAAGAUAGUAGUUGCAGCCUUUAUAGAUUCACAACCAUACCUAAUCAAGACAGUCAGUUAGGCAAAGAGAAUAAGCGAUAUUCACCUUCCAGGUAUUCCGAUGUAUUUAAGUCAUCUGAUAUCAAAUCAGCAAGUUUAGAGGAUCUGUGGGAAAAUCUGAGUUUAAAGCCUACUAACUCCCCUCCUGUAAACAUCUCUGCAACCUUGUCUCCACAAGUUAUUAAUGAAGUAUGGCAAGAAGAAACAAUUGGACGUCUACUGCAGCUCGUAGACCUUCCACUUCUUGACUCCUUACUCAAACAGCAAGAGGUUGUAUCUAAAGUUCCUCAGCCUAAGAGGCAACCUGAUUUGGUCAACAACAGUAACUAUCUGGAUCGAGGGAUUCUCAAGGCUUACAGUGACUCUCAGGAAGAUGAAUGGCUCUCUGCAGCAACUGAUUGCUUAGAAUACCUUCCAGACCAGAUGGUGGUGGACAUAAGCAGAAACUUUCCUGAGCAACCAGAUAGGAUAGACUUAGUGAAAGAACUUCUGUUUGAUGCCAUUGGCAAAUAUUACAGUAGUAGGGAACCUCUGUUAAAUCACUUAUCUGAUGUUCAUAAUGGCAUUGCAGAGCUCUUAGUGAACGGGAAGACUGAAAUAGCAUUAGAAGCCACUCAGCUCUUUCUAAAGCUUCUGGACUCCCAAAAUAGAGAAGAAUUUAGAAGACUACUGUAUUUCAUGGCUGUUGCAGCACAUCCUUCUGAAUUUAAAUUACAGAAAGAAAGUGACAACCGAAUGGUUGUGAAAAGGAUAUUCUCAAAAGCGAUUGUUGACAAUAAAAAUUUAUCUAAAGGCAAAACUGAUCUUCUCGUACUCUUUUUAAUGGAUCAUCAAAAAGAUGUUUUUAAGAUUCCAGGAACUCUACAUAAAAUUGUUAGUGUUAAGCUCAUGGCCAUUCAGAAAGGAAGAGAUCCAAAUAGAGACACAGGAUAUAUAUAUUGCCAGAGAAUUGAUCAAAGUGAUUAUUCUGACCAUACACAGAAGACAACCAAGGAUGAACUAAUGAAUUUACUAAAGACUAUUGAUGAGGAUUCAAAACUAUCUGCCAAAGAGAAGAAAAAAUUGCUAGGUCAGUUCUAUAAGUGUCAUCCAGACAUCUUUAUUGAGUAUUUUGGAGACUGAGUUUUUAAUGUCUGUAUAUAACUUAGGUAUUUUAAUAAUAAAUUAUGUAUCCUAAAUAUCUAAUCACAUUUGUAAUCUUAGAUGUUCUAAAUAUGAAAUUGUACUU